AUGGAUGGCAAAGGCUGCUGUAAUCUCAUGGACAAGUUGUCCAUCUCUGCUGACACUCAGCACAUACAGCUGCCCCGGCCUUUCUGUGCAGACCCGCUGGUCAUGUUUCACAUGUAUCCAGAAACAGCAAACCAGGUCGCUUGCUCUGAAGAUCUGUCAUUCCUUCCUUUCAUGUCUGAGCAUUUCAUCACGGAGAACUUCUGCAGUGAUCCCUGUGGCUUUUCCUACCAAAUACCCCACUGCAGUUACAACAGGAGCGAGUACUCCUAUGGGCCAGCUUUCAUCAGGAAGAGGAAUGAGAGGGAAAGGCAGAGAGUUAAAUGUGUCAAUGAAGGCUACGCUAAAUUGAGACAUCACCUGCCUAAGGAAUACUUAGAGAAACGGCUCAGCAAAGUAGAGACUCUCCGGGCAGCAAUAAAAUACAUCAGGUACCUCCAGUCUGUUCUGUACAGUGAUUCUGUGGCAGCAGACAAAAUUGUCGUGGAGCCAAGCCAAGCACCUAAAGCAAUUAACAAACAAAGCCAAUUUUUGAAGGCUAUCUAAACUGUUCCAAACCAAGGGAAAUAUAUCCUGCACGGGAACCUGGUAGCCUCUGCUAUGUUGUUAAUGGUGUGCCCGUUCCUGAAACAUCUAGGAGCAGAUCAUAGUGCACAUCCAUACCAGCCCACAGAAAAAGCAUUUUAGUUUGGUAGGUAGUGACUGCGCUUAGGGAAGUGUGACUGGGGAAAUCACUCCUGAGUGGCCUCGGAUAAUUCAUGGAAAUUGGAAAGCACAUCUAAAAUUGUUACCCAGCAAAAAAUAGAAUACCUACAAGUGUGAAUUAAUUGUAUGUGCCAUCACAUUCUUCGUGCUUUGAAAUAAAAUAAAGUCUUUCCAGCGGUCA
Messenger RNA from Gallus gallus (chicken), 883 nucleotides. It is a transcript of the gene ASCL3, whose product is annotated as achaete-scute complex homolog 3 (Drosophila). Gene Ontology annotation, biological process: regulation of transcription by RNA polymerase II; developmental process. The record is from RefSeq and is a predicted model, not a curated record. Bases 1 to 543 code for a protein of 180 amino acids. NCBI's taxonomy places the organism in Eukaryota, Metazoa, Chordata, Aves, Galliformes, Phasianidae. The transcript has a single exon. Gene Ontology annotation, molecular function: DNA-binding transcription factor activity, RNA polymerase II-specific; RNA polymerase II transcription regulatory region sequence-specific DNA binding; protein dimerization activity.